CACUCAAAUUACACUCGUUUGCUUUGUCAUCGAAUAGAAUGGUUUAAUUUAAGUUUCACGGCUCGACAUUCCUAUAGAAUUCGUCGACAAAUAUAGUCUCGGUGUCGCAAACUCAGCAUACGUUCCGAAAACGGGAUUGUGAAAAAUUUCAUAAGCGAAACCAGAGCUGGAUGGGCUCAAAUGAAGAUCUGCCUCUUUGAACAAAAUGUAGAGUAAGUUCUCUACACAGAUUUUUCUUUUGACAUAAGUUGACAUAUUUUCUUCCUAAUGCAUUGUUUCUCUCCUUUUUUUUUUUCGAAUUUCCUAAUUGUUUGUGUAGUAUAUCCAAUACUCAAAGAAUAAAGAGUCAAACAAGAACACGAAUCUUGGGUUCUCUAAUAUUUUCCACCGCUCUGAAUUGUUGCAAGGGCCAUGUGGAAGGAGAAAAAAGGUGGUGGACGGUAAAUAGAAUGGUCGAGUGAAACUCGAUUGGAUUCCAAGACCAGAAAGCUCUGGGAGGACCAGUCCGCCACAUGGAUACUAAUUACAGAGCAAACAUCAGCAAGUGGCUGCCGCCUCCUGGUGGCAUCCUGGUGAAAUGGUUCGCAGAGUCCUCGACGCUUAACGAGAGAAUGGGCAACCUCGUGGAACGCAUAGCCUUAAUCAUCCAGGACAUUACAGACGCACAGGCUUGUGAUCUCGAGGGGUACAAAGGUGUCGCAAAGGACCUGGAGGAAGUGACCAAACAGUACACGUCGGUCUGCUCGGUUACCCUCAGCAAGCAUCCGAUAUACAAGUACAAGAUGCGCCAUUUUCUGACUGCGUUGAAGCGAAAGGUGAACGUGCUGGCCAGAUUCACUCGCAAUCUAAUCACAGAGAUCGUCGAUUGCAAGAGCGAGGAGCUGCUCAGAGUCGUCUUCAGAUUAGUCAACAUUUACAACGACAUUCUGGACAUGGACAUCGACGUCUCAGAUCCAUCAACAACCGUGUUCCAUAAUGACAGUCCUUACAUGCUGGAACCACUGAAGAAGGUGUCCGUCACGCGAAUAUUGCAGAUUCUGGCGAAAAAUAGAGCGGAGGAGUCCUGUCACGAGCUAAUCGAUUGCCUCCUAGCGAAUUACGAGCCUCGCGAAAAAGAUGAUCCUGGCGAGGCUGGUGACGGGGAGGCUUCAGAGAAUUCCAGCGUCGAGAUCUAUCGAGCCCUCACGAGACACUUAACGCCGCCAGUCGAGAGCACCUCGUCGAGGGUCGAGAUGGAGAUGUCGAACGUCGAAAGCAUCCAGACUCUGGUCAACACUCAGAACGAGCAAGUCCUCAGGCUUUUAAGCGUCGUGCAGGACGUUUCGCCGCGGCUGUUGGGCAACGACGCGCUGAGGACCGUCAAAGAUGGCGGCAAGACGAAACUAAGGAGCAGCGCGAUAAAGAAGGUGAAGAAUUACUACCAAGAGGUUGCCUGGGGCGCGUUGUCCGGCAUCUUGGACCACGUGAUCCUUUGGUGGUCCCCGGAAGCACUGGCCACUCAUCACAGCCACGGGGCGCAGCAUCUAAAGGAUUGGCUCAGUCAGUUCGUUCAAAGAAACCCUGUCCCUCCAACCGUGAGACCAGCGCUGCAAAAUCUCUGCGACGCUCUAGGCUACCAUGCCACGAUCACAGCCUGGGACCAGCUCUUCAGGUUGGCUUACACUUCGGCGUUUCAGUGCCAGUCGGGUGCUUCGUCCUCGGAGGGUAGCGACACUGGCCAGAAAUUCGCGGAGUUGUUCCAGCUGUUGGUCAGGCUGAGCAACGAGUGCGAGGCAGGUGGCGAGUGGGUGAUAGGCGCACCGUUGAUGGAGUUGCCUCUGUCGGAACAGAUUGUGGUUCUCCAUCGUUUGGACCACUCGGUGCACACGGUGAGGCUGUGGAUCUUGCAAGAGGCGAAGAUCAUUGCUCACACGUGGGAGCUGGACGUGUUCUUCCUCCUGGUCAAGGGUGACAUCGUAAACUGCCUCGAGGAGCUAUCCUAUUUAAAGUUAGCUGACCACACGAAUGCGCUGUCCGCGGACUCCGUCAGCGUUCAAGUGUACGUCUGCGGGAAAAUGAGAGCAAAAAUUGUGUCCGAGGUCAACGCUAACAUAGAUCUCCUGCGGAAGUGUUCCACGCAGUGUACAACGAUUCUCGCGAAAAUCUGUCGCGUGGUCAGUCUGGCGAACCUGCACAUGUGCUUUCCACGGUCGAGCUACUGGAGGAAAGGAAGCGACGUUGCUCCACUCGCCGCCAGUCUCUACGUGGAAGUCUAUUUCGAAAAAGUGCUGCUCCCAGUGCUGGAAGUCAUCGAGGAUCACGAGACAUCCAACAUGAUCUUGAGAAUCAUGUGCGAAGCUUGGCUCGAUUACAUAUAUCUGCAUCGAAUUAAAUUCAGCAAGUACGGAGCACUCCAGUUGCUAACAGACUUCGCCUACGUGUCGCAGUGGGUGACGAGCUGCACGAUAAUCUCUCAAGACGUACGAAAUCGUCUCCUGAAGAACGAAGUCCUGCGACGCUGCGAGGGCGUGGGACGCCUGCUGCUGCGACACCCUGGCGAGGCUAUUUCUAUGCGCAAACGAUUGACCAGGAGAACCAACGAGCGUGGCUCGCCCGAAUCGCCUGGACUGGAACGCAUGCCAGCGGAGAUGUACGUUCCGAAUCAGGAACAGUGGCUGGAGCUUCGCGCUCCCAGGAGAUACAUCUUUUGUUGCACGGAGUGAAGAGGAGGAGAAACAUUGGCGAAUACGAUAAAAGAACCAACGGGAAAAGAAACGGCGUAAACGAGGAGCGACGGAUGUCAGAGGGUGUCAUUGUUUCGCGCGAUAUUUUAAAUAGGAUUCUUUUCAAACGCCACAAGUGUGUCUCGCGUGAAUGGGCGGGGAUGUGGCUUCAGGUAACUCUAAACCAGACUCGUUUCCAUAAGAUGACACACUUCAAACCCUCCAACCGAAGCCUAAGCCCAGUCCGUCUCGAUCGCGACUCGCCGAUGAAAUCUGUAGAGGAAGGA
This is a messenger RNA of Hylaeus anthracinus, 2989 nucleotides long. RefSeq names its product coiled-coil domain-containing protein 142. Bases 513 to 2702 code for a protein of 729 amino acids. NCBI's taxonomy places the organism in Eukaryota, Metazoa, Arthropoda, Insecta, Hymenoptera, Colletidae. The record is from RefSeq and is a predicted model, not a curated record. The transcript is spliced from 13 exons.